AUGGUGUUCAGCAAGGUGGAAGUGAACCUGAAAAGGCUGCUUGAGGCGGCCCCCCGCCAGCAGAAUCAGGCUAAGCUUGUCCAUUACAUAACCACAGCCAGGGAGCUGUUGGAGCAGCUUGGAGCUGAAAUUACACCAGAAGGAAUAUCAAGUGUUUCAAAAGCUAAGCUCAGUGAGUAUUCAGAAAAGAUUGAAGCACUAGCUGCCACGCUUGCUUCUCUAGUGCCAGAAAAUGAAAAUCUGGUUGAUGAGAGUAGAGAGCAAGACAACUCUUAUGAAAGAGAAAAGGUUGGGAGUCCAAUAUCCUUAUCAUCAGGAUUGCGGAGGAGAUCGACGGCUCAGAUGGAGGUUGGACCAAGCAGUCAUGAAAGAAAAGAAAAAGACACUGGAGCACCUAUUAAAUUGGAUGCAGAAGCUCAGGCUCAUAUUGAGAAGCAUAGGAAGCUGCAAGAAGAUCUAACUGACGAAAUGGUUGACUUAGCACGCCAGCUGAAGGAGAGUAGCCUUUUAAUGAACCAAUCCGUGCAAGAUACAGAGAAGAUCCUCGAUUCCACCGAGAGAGCCGUGGAGCAUAGCCUGGCGAGCACCGGCCGUGCAACGGCGCGAGCCUCGGAGGUCUACUCGCUGGCCUCCAAGACAACCUGCUUCCAGUGGUUGCUCAUCUUUCUGAUGACCUGCAUGUUUGUCAUGGUGGUUCUGCUCAUACGGAUCACCUGA
Messenger RNA from Triticum turgidum subsp. durum (durum wheat), 717 nucleotides. Lineage: Eukaryota; Viridiplantae; Streptophyta; Magnoliopsida; Poales; Poaceae. The record is from the annotation of a GenBank genome assembly.